Messenger RNA from Amphiprion ocellaris (clown anemonefish), 7855 nucleotides. RefSeq names its product cilia and flagella associated protein 43 (gene cfap43). The transcript has 38 exons. Gene Ontology annotation, cellular component: axoneme. Gene Ontology annotation, biological process: sperm axoneme assembly; cilium assembly. NCBI's taxonomy places the organism in Eukaryota, Metazoa, Chordata, Actinopteri, Pomacentridae. Bases 159 to 5027 code for a protein of 1622 amino acids. The record is from RefSeq and is a predicted model, not a curated record. Gene Ontology annotation, molecular function: protein binding.
UCAGAGGACCAUCACGAGUUCCAGCCAAUGACAUCUAAGAAUGGUAUCUUGCGGUUACUAUGGAUAUGCAAGGACUCGCUGGUUAGUUUGUUUGUUGUGUGUUUGAGAAACAGUUUAAUUUUAUUUUGCUCUUCAUUUAGUUACAUGCUCAUUUUAAAAUGGACGAAACUGGAAGUUUAGAAGUCAGGUGGAUACAAGGCUUUACAAACAAGAGUGUCGACUUUGUGGACAAUGAAACAGUAUGUUACAUAUGUGGGAGUCAUAUCUGUUUCCUGAACAUGGAGACAAAAACCCAAAGUGUGUUUCAGAGUCCUGGCAGAGGCAUUGGUGCAUUAACAGCUAACAGCAAGAGUGGGAUUUUUGCUUUCUCUGAGCAAAAACUAUCCCCCUCUAUAUUUGUGUACAUUUUCCCCGAGCUUCAGUUGAAGAAUGAGCUAAAAGGAACAGCCCAACUGGACUACACAUCUCUGGCAUUAUGUGAUGGUGGUCCUUAUUUGGCCUGUUGCUCCUCUCUUCCUGACCACACCAUUACAGUGUGGAACUGGGAAAAUGCUGAGUCACUUUGUACACAACCACAUGAUGGAAAAGAUGUCAUUUCUUUGGUUUUCAACCCUUUGAACUGGUACCAGCUUUGUGCUUUGGGUGCUACAUCCCUCACUGUCUGGAAUAUUGAGAAGAGUGCCAGCUUUCAUGUCCUGAAACCAAGUACGAUAGAGUUUCCAGCAAAAGAUGGGUCCAUUAUUGAGAGACUGUCACCCACCCUUCACAUGACUAAACCUUGUACCAGAGCCAGACUGACUCCUUCUGCCAUCUGCUGGACAGCCACAUCAGAGCUUUAUGUGGGCUGUGAGGAGGGCUUUCUGCUCCUUGUUGAUCCAGAAAGCCUUUCUGUCUCACUUCUCUUCAACCCCACAACUGCAGAUGCCACCUCUGAACUCCAAGAGAGCAGCUUUCAAAGCCUAACCUUUAAUAAGAACAAUCUGAUCGCUGUAGGGAAGGAGAGUAGGGUGCACUGUCUGCAGAUCAAAGGAACUCAGGUCAACAUUACACGAACAUGGCAACUGGAAAGACCUGUCACCACUGUGAUGUACUUCCCUGAUCAGGAGACAUUACUUUUAUCUUCUAAAUCAGGGCAGAUCUAUAUGCUGAACUCAGCCCAGUCAGAUGAGAUUGUGAAGGUCCUGGAUGUUCUCAGUGGAAACUUUGUGACAGCAGCUUUGUUGCACACUGACAGGAAUAUCUGUGUGUCAUUGAGGGAGUCUGGAGAACUGCAGUUGUGGUCCUCAGAUGGUAUCUGCAUCAGUUCGCUGUUUCUUCAAGCUGAGGUGACAGGUCUAGCCUGCUGUCCUAUUGCACAUUAUGCAGCUGUUGGAACAGCCUCAGGAAUCAUCCUCUUCAUUGACCUGAAUGACGAGCAGCAGCCUCGCCUGGUGCACCAGGUUCAGCUCCACCACACUGCUGUGGAUCAGCUAGUCUUUGAUCAAGAGGGUCACUACCUUCUCACCGCUGCCUCAGAUUCACAUAUUUAUGUCAUUGAUGCAAAGCCUUCGACAUCAUUUUCAGUCAUAGGAUACACAGUUAUUCCUGGACGUAUUUUGUCACUUUCCACUCAGUACAUCAGCGACUGUAAGAAGGUCGAUGUUCUUGCACUGUGUGCUGGACAAGAGGACAAAGAACAGGAAGGCAGUCUGCUCACAGUGCUCUCUCUGCCUGCCGGGAACCUUGCAGGUACAGAUUGUGUAGAUCGACAUGGAUGUCUGUCCACUCGCUUCCUCAAAGUGUUUCAAUACAAAGUGCAUCAUCCACUUACAUCCUGUGUUCUGGGAGUCAGUGAAGUCUUCGCUUACUGCCACAAGAACAAAACACUUCAGCGAUUUCAGCUUCCUGAGGUCACAGACCAUUUCUCCAGCCAACAGGUGGUCGAGCUGAAACCAAACCAGGAAGUGAGGGGUCAUCUGCUGGGCCCUGCCUCUCUUGUUUUGUCUCCUCAUUGCUUAUGGUUGGCUUCUGUAGGCCAAGAUGGUUUACUACGGAUUAGAGAAACUGUUUCCAUGGAGCGGUACAUCGAGCUCCAGUGUCAUUCGUUGCGUCUUGGUGGAGUCCGGAGUGUGUCUUUCUCCGCAGAUGCCCUCACACUCCUCACCACUGGCUUCAAAGAUGGCUCUCUUUUGUGCACGAGUCUCAGAAUUAAAGACGUGGAUGCUGGCAAGGGGAAUGAAGCUGCUCAAUAUAGUCAAUCUAUGGCACGUAUCUUGAAGAACAUAUUCAAUGCAGAAAACCCCGUCCUCAUCAGCUUUCCUGUGUGGGGCCAAGAAACUCCUGACAGCCCUGAAGAACCAGAGGAACGUGAGGUCAGUGGAGGUGACCGUGUGGAUGUGACCGAACAAGAUGAGAGUUAUAGCAGCCUGCCGUGUGCUCCACCUUCACAUCCCACCUGGCUGGAAAGCAGGCGAGAGGCAGUUAUAAAAGAAGACAAUGAGAAAUAUUCUGAGAUGAAGAAAAACCUGAGAGAAACCAUCAAAGAGUUACGUGAUGCUAUCCAGGAGAUGGUACGUGAAAAUGAGAACCUCCCAGAGCAACACCUCAACCUGGAUGUUGAGGAGCAAAGGAGACUUGAGGCCAUGGUGGAGCAGGAGGUCACAAGGGUGAAGUCUGACAUUGAAUGGGACAUUAUAGAAAAAUGUUACCUCUGUGACAUCCUAAAGAGAGAAUGCUGGGAUUCUGUGAAGGUCAAAGGCAGAGCCAUUAAGGCCUUUCACUCUGAAAUUGAGGUGCAGAACUUUCCCCUGAAAGAGCACACAGAGAAAGAGUUGGAGGACCUUCGCCGGGUGGAGAACAUCAGGAAGCUUGAAAAAGCUGCCUGCACCCUGCAGCUCAGCACCCUGAAGAAAAGCACACAAGAGGAAGAGCAGGGCAGGGAAGGUCAUGAGGCAGAGAACGCUGCUCUGACAGGAAGCUUCUCCUCUCAGCUGGGAUUUUCAAACCCUUACAUCUACGAUCAGUUCAGCCUACAAACCACAGAACAGCGGAUCAACCAGAUAACUUUGCUACAGGAUGUGAUUUAUCGCAUCAAGACGGCUUUCAACGCUGACUUUGAGGUCCUGCACAGGCAGAAGGUGCAGGAGCUCAAACGUGUGAAGGACAGGAACAGAUUGAUCAGGGAAAUGAUGCUGGAGCUGGACAUGAACAUGGAUCUGUGGGAGCCUAGCCUGACCGACAGCGAGUGGCCAGAGAGGCUGCUCACCGUGGACGACUCUGAGAUCAAAGCAGAAAAGUACCUCACCCCAGAACAGCAAAAGGAGGAAGAGAGGAGGAAGCUGGAUGAGCAAAAUCGUUUGGCUGCACAAGAUGAUGAUUGCAGAGAAAGAGCUCUGGAUGACAUGAUGGAAGGUGUGCUUGAAGUGAAAAAGAAGGACAUCUUGAAAAUGGAAAUACCUCCGCCUGAGUUCGUUUUGACCAAAGCUGACACUGACUGGAGUGAGGAGGAGAAAAAAGUCUACAGAGAGUACGAAAAGAAAAUCAAAGACCUCAAUGAGGAGAAGGAAAAAUACAAAAAGGCACUGAAAAUUGAAAUGAAAAAACUGCAAGACUCUACUAAGGAUGCGGCUGAAAAGUUUGAUGAAACUUUGACAAAGUUGUUGGAGAAGAAAGUAAACUAUACAGUAGCUAUAUACCAGGAAGAGCUCAAGAUUACCCAUCUUGUUGAUUCAGUUCUCAUAGAAGAGGAGAUGACAAAUCGAGAGCAGGAGCUCAAGCUCAAACUUGAAAAAAUGUUGGCAUACAAGGAUGAAACUGGAAAGGAGUUAAAGAGACAUGAACAUGAAGUAGAGUCGUUUCACGAGGCUUAUGACAACCUUGUAGCGGAGGACAAACUUCUAGACAAAGACUUCAAAAGGGGGUUCCCUGAUGUACCAGACCAAGUGGCUGAUUCUCUCUAUAAGCUGUUUAAACGUAGACCCAGGGUGCAAAAGAUUAGGACUCAGACCGACAACACCUCCAAACUGUCUAAAGAGCCUGGUCUGUGUGGUUCUCUGGCGCCUGAUGGGCUCAGCAAAAUGCUUAAGGCCAUGGAGGAGCUGGAUGCUCCUGAAAAUAUACCAGAGGGCUUGAAACCAUGGAUUUGGGAGAGGUUCUGUCAUAUCCGCAGAGCAAAAGUAGAGAGCGAGCAAAAGGUUAAAAUGAGAGCUCUGACUCUUGCUGAGAUGCAGGCGUUCCUACAGAGGAGGAGAGAUGAGGUUAUAGCGGCCCAACAGGAAACUAAAAAUCUCUCAGAAGCACUCGAAAGUCUGCAUAAAGAGAAGAACCAAAACCUGAUGGACACUAUGGUCCAGCUCAUACUAAAACAGGGCCAGGUGGAGGUGUCCACCACAGACCUGACUGCUGAAUGCACUGACUUCAUCCUUUACCAUAGGAGCGUCGUGGACGACCUCAGAAAAGAAAUCAGGAUGCUUGCAGAGCAGAAGAUCGCCUCUAUGGUGAGGUGCAAAAAUGUCCGUAAGGGCAUGAUCCAACUGGAAUGGCAGCACAAGGUGAUGAGGAAGCAGAUAGACGAUCUCAACGAGAAAGCGAGAGGCAUCAAGAUGCUACGACUGUUGGCGGACCAACAGGACAUGACUUAUCUCAGCAGGACGGCUCAAGACAUUCGCAUGUCCAAGCAAGUUUCCAGUUUGGAGAAAAGUAUAGCUUUAAUGAAUAAGACUCAUCUACAUAACGUGCAGCAACGCAUAAAAAAGAUUGAACGGAUUAACAGGCAGGCAGCGAUGAAAGCUGAGAAGAACUUGGUUUUCGAACAGCAGCUUCCUGACAUGCAGGUGACCGUGGCCGAGUUAAGACAUAUCUGUGGAGCGACAGCUUCAGAGGACAGCGAGGCAGCUGAAGCAGAAGAGCGGUACCAGGAAAUUGUUCAGAGGAGCAACUUGGAGGACCUCGCCCGAGCGCAGGCAGAAGACCUGGAUUUCCUCUGGGCAGAGGUUGAGCGUCUGAGAAAGAAGAACUUUCCCUCACUGGAUCAGCUGAAACACCACUGAACAAAGACUUCAGUUCAACAGAUAACUAAUUUAUUUACAUUUUUCUUAGCAAGUAAAACUGAACAUGACACGUGCAACUUAAGCUGUGAAUGAAAACUGUAGCAGCAACAAGUAAAACUGUUAACUGAGGAUAUUUGAAAUGUGACUCUUCCUCUGUAGUAUUUUCAUAAACUCAUUGUACAAAUGAUGUGUUUCAGAGCAUAGUAUCAGGUAGAGAAGUCCUCCUCUGUGCGAUCAAAGUGCAGAAUGCCGUCAUCCAGACCGAAGAGGUCAAUAAGCUCGGACAGGUCGGCCUUUCGUCCAUCUAUGGGGACAUCUGACUGGAGCUCAUACAGGGCAGCUUGAGCACAACUCCGCCACUUUUCAAUCAAGGUUUGGAGCUGCGUUAAAUCAUUCUGGGGAGAAAGAUGGGAAAUGUGUUACAAAAAGCACCACUUUUACUCUAGGUAGCCAAACAUAAAUCCCAUUUGGUUUAAUUUAAAUGUAACUGAUACCUUGCUUCUGUACAUUUUCACCAUCUUCAGCCUGCGUAGAAUCUCCAUUUUGUCUUUGACCUCCUUCUUAAGUUGUUGUGCAAAAUCCUCAGUGGGGAGAUGUGUUGGUUCAGGAACUGGUCCAGAAAACCUUUCACUCCCUGAUUUCGCCUCAUUUCUAUUUACAUCACCAUCGUGCGUAAUGAUUGAGGGAUUAUUAACGGUCUCUCGGGAAUCUGCUGAAACUUGUCGGCCAUCCUCCUCCUCCUCAUCCACACAAAGGCGUUUAGCCACAGAGAGGGGCGAAGUGAAGGAGCGCCUUGAUCUCUUCAGCCUCUCCUUCAGGGAAUCACUCAGCUUUGGAUGCUGCUGUGGGACAACAGAGAAAAAUGAAUCAUCAAGGGAAGCGUACGGACAAGCGAGAGUAUUAAAAGUUAGUCAACAUGCUUUAGCAGAUUUAUGUAAGAGACUAUGCAAGCAAUCAGCACAAACUUACCUUUUCCUCCUUAUAUUCACAAGGGCUCGACUCUGCUGAGUAACAGAGUGAAGAAGACUUUAAUUUGGCUGCUUUAGGAGUGAUCUCCAUCGGUGAAACUUGCCGUGACUCAUGUAAACUAACGCAGUUAAACUUAGUUUGGCUCUCUAUGUUAAGUUAGCCAAACAGGCAAUAGCUAAUCACCUAUCUGUGCUUCAACAAACACGAAAAACGCCGCUGUAAACCCCAGACUAUCAUAGAAACUUAGAAGCGUUUUCUUAAACGCUGUCGCAAUAAGCACCAAGCAGCCAACUCUUGCUGUUUUCACAAAACGCUGAGUAAAACAUAAAACUUCAAGCGAUGUGACAUUUUUGUUUUUCCGUAUUUUUGCGGCACAAAACCUUCGACCUCAGCGAUUGGGCAGAAUCCGAUGACGUAUUUGCCGAACAGCAUCUUGGGAUGUGUAGUUGUCAGUGGCCCAAAAGUCUAACUUUACAAGCAGAUGUUUUCAUGUUAUUGCUCAAACGCACACCGUUUCUUUAUGGUUCUUUUACCUCUUAUUUCUAGUUUUCGUAAAGUUAUAUUUACCAAAUGACUUUUGUGGUGCCUGUGAUGAAAUUAGCAGACAGUUUCUGAGCUUAAAAAAUUACACAUAGCCUACAAACUACUGUUCAAUACACCACAACCAAACCAGUCAAAUAAUAGCAAUAAGCAUGUUAGAGUGAAUUAGUUUUUUUUAAAAAAAGAUGAGACACUAUUUGAUAGGACUGUUUAAGAAAUGGAGAUACUUCUGUGUGUAACAGUGGCAGAAAGCAGAGGUGAAUUUGUGGGCUUGUGGUCAGUUUUACUGUUUCUUGUUACCCCCGUUACUAGGGUCAAGUCAUCCUGUGAUUCAGCUCUUCUCAUCAGUUGAUUCACCACAUUUAAGGGACUUAUUUAUAACCCCUCCAGCCUGAUCCAGCCCUCGGUUGUUUGAGGUUGUUUUCAAACUUGUGCUGAUGUCUUUUUUUUCUUUUUAAAAAAAAAUUUCUGUCCUUCUUUAGCUGUGGGGUGAAAGGUGUGAAUUAAAACGUGAUCCUGCUUGAACUUGAACAUCGGCACUUGGCAGUGUGAUAUUACACACCCCAGGGACCUGGGGAUUUUUUACAUUUUAUAUGGAUGAAUCUUGCAAGGCUGAGAGAUAAAGAUAACUACUAUGUGUAUGUCAGGAGACUGUUUUCUAUGCUCUUUUUUUUUCAUCUUUUGAAUAGCUGACACAAAAUACGGUGCCUGCUCAGGAAUAAGACAUGAGGUAUAGCAAUAGUAUGGGUUUACAGAAUCUAGAGGCUAUGUGAGACAGUGAGUGGAGGUGCCAGGUCUUUCAUGAAACAUAGGUAUAUAUGCCAAGCACUCAAAAAUAUGACCUCGUGCCGUGUUUUUUCUGGCUAUUAAAUCCUGUCAAUGCACAUAUAUAGGUCAGCGGUGAGACACUAUCAUCUGCUUUAUAUCUAUUGUGGUAUUCUCUGGCAAUUAAGCAAUAUGUUGGGAGGAAGAUUCAGCUUUUCCCCUCCUUUUGCAACUGGAGGAGAUGUGAUUAUCGCAUGCACAGACUGCAGUGGUGCCAUUUGAUUUUCUUGGCUGAGAAGGUGGUUUGUAUUUUUGGAUUAGCAGGUUAUUUUAAUUUCCACAUGAUACUCUAUCUAAUCUACUGUUGCGGUGUUGGAGUUUUCCCUUUAAAAUGGUGCCAGUGUGUCUCAUCUGCAAAUGAAAGCCCUGUAAAGGAGAGUUUUCCAUCAUCUGUAAGACACAGCAACAAAAUUUCCUCAAAAUGCAGCUUCUGCUUUAGUGUUUGUCGCUGGUGCACAAUCAUAGAAAAUGCAAAUAAAGACACUGAAAACCAA